This is a messenger RNA of Folsomia candida, 4441 nucleotides long. Its product is annotated as glutamate carboxypeptidase 2. The transcript has 18 exons. Lineage: Eukaryota; Metazoa; Arthropoda; Collembola; Entomobryomorpha; Isotomidae. Gene Ontology annotation, molecular function: carboxypeptidase activity. The record is from RefSeq and is a predicted model, not a curated record. The coding region runs from base 1080 to 3815 and encodes 911 amino acids.
GAAAGCCACACAGCCAUCAAACCAACUUGAGCUACGUUCUACCCACACUCGUCCUUUCUCUUCAUGCACAUAUUCUCGUCUCAUUUCACUCCGCCAAGCCAAAGGACUCAUUGUAACACAGCUGUUCAGUGCGUCAUCAGUUCGAAAAGUUCGAGGCCCGUUUCGUGGACCCAACAUUCGGAGGAGGUCGUUCUUGCAAUAAGUAAAUGCAAAAGUUUCCAGUCAUUUCUAAAGUCGUACGUUUACCCAACCAUACAACAACAAAGCCAUUACAAAAGUACGUAUGCGAGGUCGUACAUAGUUGUGAAUAUUACUAUUUCAUUCCAUGGAAAAAGAGUUUCAUCCCAUCUUUUUCAAUGCAUUAGUUUCCCACAAAGAUUAGUGUCUCUUUAUUGUGCACCUUCAGAAAAGAAGCUGUGUCAUGCUAGCAGCCAAAAACAUCUAAUAAUUUGGGUUAUCUUAUGUAAUAAUAAGCAGGGACACAAGUACGAAACAGGAGAACAAAGGGAGGAUGUUUUAUUAGACGGAAGAAAUUUUCUGAUGAGAUUUGUCGUUUUUAAUCUAUCUAUUGACAAUUUUAGCUCAUAUUCAGUGAUUCUUUUUUUCCAAUAAACAAUAGACCUCACCCAACGUUUAAUCUUUCGAGUCUGAUCUGCCCUCAAAGCAACAAAGUAUAUAAUCCAAACCAUAAUUUCGACCUUAAUUUAUUAUUUAUUGCUGAGUUUGGCUAAAAAGAAAAUUCGCAAGUUUCCACUCGACUAACGGUGUCCACAGACUGUUAUUUCCAAAAAGUUUUGAUUAAGCCAACGCAAGGUGUUCGUGCGUCCUGUGCAAACCAAAGCAAGCGAAUAGUCUUCUGGUUUUAACAACUUUUCUCCUACACUCUACCUGCCUGGUCCCAACCUCAAUCGUCCAAGAAUUAUUGCGUUGCUGUCCUAUUCUGAGCAAGACUUGACUAAGGAAACUCGGAAAUCAGAAGAAACCUGGCAAGUAGCAGGAAGGAGUAGCUCAAGGAUAACCACGCACUCAUAACCUGAUUGUCAAGUACUUUCACGACCACUUGACCUUCAACUAAGAAGAUGAGGAAAAAAGAGUAUCGUCGUUGGGACUACAAUGACGAGACGGAAAUGAGCAUGGAGGAGCAGUUGACGCUUGAAGAUCAUCAAUUCGACUAUGACCAUGGAAGCGAUACGCCCACGACGACUUCGACGACGACAACUUUCUCGCAGCCAAAUGUCACCCUCAUGGGAACUCAUACUCAGCGGAAAAAGGGACAUCGGAGAGUUAGGAUCAAAGAGAAAGUUCAGCUCUUCUGCUUGUCCAUGAUCAUAUUGCUUGCUGGAUUCAUCGCCGGUUUUUACAUUGGCGUGCGAGACAUUAAUAACAACCGGGACAACUUUAAUUCAUCCGCCGCAAGUGAAAAAAACUACCCGUCACAAAAUUUCGCUUAUGAGGAAAUCACGGACAGCUCUGCAGGUUCUCAGCAGAAUGUUUUUCUUUCUACAUCUUCCCAAGAAAUAAGCGACACGCCUUCUUCCAUCGUUCCCCUUCCACCAAGUGACAUAAAUGCGGAUAACAUUCGUGACAUUUUAAAGAGAAUGAGCCAGAAGGUGAACGGUGCGAGAACAUCGGAGGGGAAAUCAAUGGCUAUGGGGAUAAGGGACUUGUGGCGAAGUUACGGCUUGUCUGUCAGAGUCGAACAGCACAAGACACUGCUUACCAAGGCAACUGAAUUUAGUUACGCGGAAGUCCUGGGAAAAAAUGGGUCAGCGGUCUUUAGGACAUCGGAAUUUGACGACCAUCUCAAUCCCCGUCCAAUGAUGGCCUUCUCUCCUCCUGCGGAUCUUCAUGGAACGCUUAUUUACGCCCACUAUGGCCGAGUCCAAGACCUGGACUUUCUCAACGCGUCUAGGGUCCGUCUAGAUCGAUCCGUUGCACUAAUACGCUUUGGUGGGCCCCAUCCAUCAAAAGUUGCCGAGAUAGCAGCAAUGUACGGAAUAGGAGCCAUUCUGUUCUACCCAGAUCCACAGGAUUAUGGACCACAACUUCCUUUAAAUUCUGUUCGUUUCUCUUCCCUCUUAACGCUUGGAGAAAUCCAUGAGUAUCAAAAGCACAAAAGCAAGUUCAUCAUUCCGGCGCACACAAUAAGCCCUGGUGAUGCUCAGGAACUUCUCAGAUACAUCAGGCAAGGAAAUUGGAUGAAAAGAGCUCCACCGAACUGGCAAGGUGGAUUAAAGACGCCGUAUUUUCUUGGACCUACAACUACUGUCCAAACAUCGUCAAAAUUCGGUCAAACAACGUCCGCUGUUCAAGUUCGUCUUCGGAUAUUCAACGAGCCUCAAAUACGAGAAAUCUAUAACGUGGUAGCCGCGAUACCCGGCGCCUGGGAGUCUGACAGAUACAUCGUCGUCGGUUGUUCGCAUGACGCUUGGAAUAGCGGAGCUGGGGACCCAGGAAUCGGUAUUGCGCUGAUAUCCGAGAUGGCGAGAAGUUUCUCCAAUGCAGUGCAGAAAGGAUGGAAGCCAAGAAGAUCUAUUUUAUUCAUUUCCUUUGAUGCAAAUUUGUUUGCCUCUUCAGGUGUUUCGCAUUGGUUGCAGGAGCAUCACUUUGAGAUUUCGUCAAGAACCAUUGCUUACAUUGACUUAUCUCGAGUCCUGCGUGGCAAUGAGACGCUUCAUGUACAUUCGUCGCCGAUUUUAAAUUCCGUUGCCCGUAAAGCAAUUGCACGAGUAGUCACACACGCUGACUCGUCGUCGGUGAGCCAACCUAAUCCAUCAGAAGAAGAGAAAGAAGUCGAGGGGGGAUGGAGAAAUGGGAGUGCUGCAAUUUACUUCUCCUCGCUCGUCACCUCUGAUGAGCCUUCUUUCGCCUUUUUGAAUCUCGGGAUACCAUUCUUUAGAAUUUCUGUUUCCAACAGCCCCAAGGGUUACGAUUAUCCGUUGUUCCAUACGUCAUUUGACACCGCUGAAAACUUUGCUAAUUCUGUGGACCCAGAAUUGAAAGGAGCUAAAACUUUGGGGAAAAUAAUCUUGGAGACAAUUGUUCUACUUGCGGAUUCGAUCGUAUUACCCAUCAACGUAGAAGAUUAUGUGAUGGAAAUUCAGAAAGCAUUUGGAAACUUUAUACAACAAUACCAGCAAGAAUUACACCGAGGAAACUUAUCGAUUGCGUAUCUACAAGCAGCAGUUAUGAGACUGGAAGUGAUAGGAGACAAUUUUCAAACAGAGAUGCAUAAUCGCACUGUAAUAAAUCCUGAAUAUGACACGCUACCAGCGCCCUCGCCCUCUCCAAAGACCAUAAAAUCAAAAAAAGCUCUACUGCAUAGGAUUAUCAACGAUAAACUGAUGGAGAUUGACCGGGCAUUUUUAUCGAGGAGUUCGGAUGUUUAUAAGCACCUAGUGUUGGGAUUCACUUCUAAUAUGGAUGAGAUCAGGAUUAAUGGGACUGCCGAUAAUAUGUCCACGUCACUGGACCACUUCUUUCCUAAGCUUCGAGAAUCACUCGAGUGCGGAAGGAGGGUCCAUGAGUUGGCCGAAGAACAAGAGCCAGGAAUUAAGGAAAUAAAGACCAUUAGCUUAAGCAGAAGCGGAAGCAAGAUAAAUUCUUUUGCCAAGCAUAGAAGUAGGCGGAUUCGUUCCAGAGAAAAGAAGUUUCGAACCCGAGAUCUUGACGGAAUUGGCACUUUCGCUCUUGAUACUUCCAUCUGUCACGAUUGGCAUAUUGUGGCGUCACAAAGAAUCGCAAGCCUAACCAGAGCCCUUGACGCUGCCUCCGCCAUUCUCCAAAGCCCUCUGUUGCCGGAAGAAAGUGAGUGAGGAAGCCCAUUGUCGACACAAUCAGCAAUCAAUUGUCUACGAGGACAGCAGAUACUCACCAUUGAUGUAUUGCAUUUCUUGGUUGAGCAACGUUCAACUUGGCGAAAAUGUGAUUUUUAUUAUAUGUGAUCAACUAAUAAGUAACACAAAAAUGUGAAUUAAAUUGAAAAUUGGGUAAUGUCUCUCAUGUAUGAUUCACAAUAAAUAAAUACAUUCUCUUAUGAUAAAGAUAUCUCAUAACUUACAGUUUGAUAAAAUAUUCAGUCUUCAACGUAUGUAUGUACAUAUUUAGGUACGAUUAGCGAAUGUUACAUACUAUUUUUUAAAGCUCCCGAAAAAGGAUACAUAUAUGCAUUAUUGUACUCGUUACUAUAAAUGUAUAAAUUUGUUAGGUUAUAACGAAAGAAAUCAAGGAACACUCACUUGUACGGAGAAAUCUUAAUAGCUACAUGAAAAUCUUGAUGUGUGUACAUAUGUAAUUUACAUAAUGUAAAGCAUUUAAUAAUUUCUCUGUAUGGGAAAGGAGCUAAGUAAUGGCUAUUUUUGUAAACCAAUUUACCUACUUCAAAAUAAUCUACAAUUAUAAAAGUACAAUUAUUCUAAUAAAAUAUUUUUACCCCGCGAGA